ACAUGGUUUGUUGAGGGAAAAACCAUGAACGCCUCGCUUAACUUCUCCAGCGUGGAUUCGGACGCCGAAAGGAUGGUGCAGUUCCACCACCGCUCCGUCAAGGUGAGCGUGAUCAUCGCUCUGGGGGUGAUGAUCACUUUGGGGAACAUCGCGGUUCUCCUGGUGAUCACGUCCACCGUGUCGGGCUGGUCGAGGAGCUCCCGCUAUUUCCUGCUCUCCCUGACGGUCGCGGACUCCGCCUUUGGACUGCUGGUCAUGCCCUUGAACCUGUGGGUGAGUCUCCUGAAGGACUACACGGACGGGCCCGACCAGCUGUGUCACCUGGUGGCCUUUUGCAACGCUACCGUGUACUCGACGUGCAUGUACACGCUGGCCACCAUCAGCCUGGAGAGAUACAUCGCGGUGCUCUAUCCCCUCAAGUACUCGUCCAUGAUGACCAGGAGGCGGACUUUGCUCCUGAUCGCCUUCUCCUGGUGCUUCCCACCGUGCCUCCUGGCGCCCAUAUGCUUCCCGAAUGGCAUCAUCCAGGUCCACUUCUCCAACGCGUCGCUGGUCUGCAACCCAUCCUAUUCCACCAACGUGGGCUACUCGCUGAGCUUGGCCUGUGUCAUCUUUUUCCCGUGCUCAGCGGUCAUGACCUACGCCAACAUUCGAGUGUGGUGCGCUGCCCGGAGACAGAGCCGCAAACUGCGCCAGUUCAAGCGCGCGCACCGGAGGAGACACAACGUGGCCUCCAGGGUGUUGGUGCCAGUCAUGGCUGCUUACUUUACUUGCUGGACGCCGUGCAUUGCGGCUAUGAUCUACAACGCACUGUCAGGGAGCUCAGUACCAGAGUGGCUAGAAUUUGUGGUGGUCUGGCUACCAACGUCCAAUGGUUUCCUCAACUGCAUCUUCUACUUUUGGAUCAACAAAAGCUUCCGACAAAAAUUCCACCUCAUCAUGCACAGACUGGCUCACGCCCUCUGUCCGUCACUGGUCAAUACUCUGGGAUGGUGCGGAGCAUCCGAGAUUGCAAUUGGCUCAAGCUCUCUGGACAACCAAGCCCAGGAGCGCUCAUCAAGUGUUUCCUCCACCUGCACGCUGAUGACCUUAGCCUAGUCGCUCUCAGGAGAGGACUUGUGCUUUUAUUUGGCAGAAGCUACACAAAGUGGACUGGAGUUGACAUGCAAAUGUUUAGUUGCUCUUACUAGGCUGUGAUGACACGGGUUGCAAUAACAUGUACUGUAAAAUAUCAUUUGCUUUAUAUUUGUUUUAUUUCUUUUUAUUUCCUAGCAUUCAGUUGAAAGAUUGUGUUCUGUUUAUAACUUCUGUGGAUUUUUGUUUGUCCAUUUGUUUUGUUUUGUUUUAUUUCCCCCAACCCAGCCACAGUGUGGUAAGGACCGAAUGUACCUCUUUAACCACCUUUCAGUAGUUUUAGAUUGAGGCUCCAGCCUAGCCUGCGCAGCACGUGCCAACUGUCUUUAUUAAACAUUGCGACGAAAAUUUUGUAUUUUAAUGUCCUAUUCCGUAGACGUCCAUUCGUUUGCCCGAGUACGUGACUGUGAAUACAUUGAAGGAUGUUUGCUGCCCGCCUCAUCCUCAUUUUUAAAUGCGGGGAUGGGAGAUGUUGACAUAUAACAGCUGUGAGAGGUUAACCUUUAAGUCACGCCGUUUGAGUGUAUGCAAGGAGAAAAAUAAUUAAGCUGUGACACUGUAGAAAGGUCACCACGGCUGUGCUGCCAGAAGAUUACUUGGGUAACUUCUUAGGUAGUAUGUUUUGCUGCGAAAGCGCCUCAUCUGUACAUCUAACGUCGGCCACCCGGGGGGGGGGGGGGCCUCGUGCAGGUGACGUCUGCUGUGAACACUGCUUAUGAUGCAAGGGAAGGCGACCAACACAGAACUUCCAUUUUCAACUACUAUUAAAUGUGUUUUAGCCUUUGCGUUGUGUUACGCCAUCAUGGAGACCCUUCACACUUUUGUGCAUUCAAAAAACUCCAUUACUUGUAAGAUUUUUGUUUAAAUUAUUUUUGUAUGUGAAAUAAGAGAUUAACUUUUGAUA
This is a messenger RNA of Syngnathus acus (greater pipefish), 2038 nucleotides long. RefSeq lists its product as uncharacterized. The coding region runs from base 25 to 1098 and encodes 357 amino acids. Gene Ontology annotation, cellular component: membrane. The record is from RefSeq and is a predicted model, not a curated record. NCBI's taxonomy places the organism in Eukaryota, Metazoa, Chordata, Actinopteri, Syngnathiformes, Syngnathidae. The transcript is spliced from 2 exons. Gene Ontology annotation, biological process: G protein-coupled receptor signaling pathway. Gene Ontology annotation, molecular function: G protein-coupled receptor activity.